CACUAGAACAGUAGGCUGCACUAGUAGAAAUCUCCUCCUCAUCUCUCCUCCUCAUCUGCUGUUCUACUGUGCCUCCAUACAGGCAGAAUGAUGAACUCUGCUUUUCUCAUUCUCAUUCUCAUUCUGACACCUGGAGCUGGCGUUGGAGAGGUGGAGUAUCCAUUGGACACGAUGGAGAUGUCAGUUGAUGAUCAGUACCAGGGCUGCACAACAAAUAUGUCACACUUGGUAGAGAAUACAUAUCUAAAAAAGGAACUUGAGAGAACAAAGAACUUCAGUGCAGCUUGGAGUGAAGGCCAGCAGUGGUGUUCCAGUAAUAAGAAAGGAGAUAAUUUGGGAGGAAUUAAUUACUGCACUGCCUUGUACGUGUAUACUCUACUUGACCCACCGAUAUAUAAAGCUUUCAAUACUGACACUCGUGGUGGGAAAACUCAAUACACAGGACAGACAUAUCAGUGGUAUUCUCUUCACUUUUUGUUGACACGUGCAGUACAAGUUCUGAAGGAUAGAGAGAGGGAAAAUGGAACUGAAUGCAGAUCAGUGUAUCGUGGUACAGGGGUUCCAUUUAAAAAAGAUGUUUUGAACAAAGAGAUUCGAUUAGGCUCAUUCACAUCCUCUUCCCUCAAACUCAACGUGACAAAGAGUUUUGGAAAUGUGUCGUGUUUUGAAAUCAACACAUGCCAUGGUGCCAACAUCACAGAGUAUUCUGCCAAUCCAGAUCAGGAAGAGGUACUGAUUCCUCCAUAUGAGACGUUUAACGUCUCUCAAGUCUCAGAGAAAAGAAACAAUCCUGGCCUGUGGUGCAACACUGUGUAUAAGCUGCAGAGCACUGGGAUCAAAAGCAACCUGAACUGUUCUGGGGUGUCAAAUCAGGCUUCAGGCAAAUCUCUGAUUUAUCACACAUAUGUGUUGCCAGUCAUGAUUUCAUUAUUUUCUUACUCUGAAAUACUAUGCUGAUCAUUUCCUUUUACCAACAUUUUAACCACUCAGUUUAUUUCAAAUCUUAAAAAUAUGGAGGUCAAAAUAUGAAAGGCCUAAUCAUUCACCUUUCUGAUAAUCCAGAACAUAAAGGUACCUGGAUGAUCUGUAUUUUUCUGAUAGUCUGUAACAUGCAGU
Molecule: messenger RNA, 1116 nt
Organism: Alosa sapidissima (American shad)
Lineage: Eukaryota; Metazoa; Chordata; Actinopteri; Clupeiformes; Clupeidae
Product: GPI-linked NAD(P)(+)--arginine ADP-ribosyltransferase 1-like
Exons: 3
Coding region: 88-957 (289 amino acids)
Molecular function (GO): NAD+-protein-arginine ADP-ribosyltransferase activity; NAD+ poly-ADP-ribosyltransferase activity
Source: RefSeq, a predicted model, not a curated record